Porites lobata is the source of this 3448-nucleotide messenger RNA. NCBI's taxonomy places the organism in Eukaryota, Metazoa, Cnidaria, Anthozoa, Scleractinia, Poritidae. The record is from the annotation of a GenBank genome assembly.
AUGGCGGACGAAACUUGUCUUGUCGUACGUGCAGCAAUCUCCUCGAGAUUUCUUCUUCUAGUUUUUCAAGUAAAUAUAGUUGUGGCCUGAUGUCAUUAUUCCAGUUAUUGUGUUGAUAUAUGGUAUUUGUUUUUUUCUUUUGCAGUUUGCUGCCAAUGAUUUUAUUGAUGAUUACGACACUUCCAGUUUUACAGGUUUUAUUGAAAAAACAAAUCUUAAAACUACGGGGUAUGACUGGAUAUUUCAGAGAGUUUUUGGAGGAUUUGGAAAGUGGGAUGCAGAGUAUUUUCUGAAAAUAUCAGAAGAAGGUUACAAGUAUGAACAGUAUAUGGCUUUCUUUCCGCUAUAUCCUUGGAUAUUACGAAUUUCAGCACUGAUAUUUCACCCUAUACUUCAAUAUUUUGUUUCUCAACAACGCAGUGCUAUAUUAGCUUGUGGAUGGCUUUUAAACACAGCGUUUUUCUCACUGGCAGCAAAGUCGCUUUACCAGCUGUCUCGUACUAUAUUUGGGAGAAACGAUGUGGCUUUGAUGUCAUCUCUUUUGUUUUGCUUUAACCCUGCAAGUGUGUUCAUGUCAAGUCUGUACACAGAAAGUUUGUUUUGCUGUCUCCAGUUCACUGCUUUGCAUUACCUGGAACAAGAGAAAGCUACAAUAGCUUUACUGCUCUUUGGACUCGGUGGUGCAACACGUUCAAAUGGGAUCAUAUCAUGUGGUUUUGUGGUGCAUAGAAUAUUAAAACGCUUUGUCUCAUAUGAACUAAUUUCUUUUAAAGCAUCAUCAAAUAAGUGGACGUUGAAAUUUCCAAAUGUAUCCUCAUCAUUUGUUGUUAUUUUGAAAGUAAUAAUUUCAAGCAGUAUUGUGCUGAUGCCAUUUAUCUUUUUCCAGUUUUAUGGGUACAGUCUGUAUUGUACACCAGUUGUUAAAGCCAGGGUGACUCAUCACAAGUCAUGGUGUGGCAGGUGGCCUCCAUUUCCUUACUCAUACAUUCAGAAAGUGUACUGGAAUGUAGGAUUUUUACGUUACUUUGAACUAAAGCAAAUACCAAAUUUUUUUCUUGCUACACCAAUGAUUAUUUUAAGUUCAUGUGCUGUGUUGACAUACUGCUGUAGUCACAAGAAUCUUGAAGUUGUUACAACACUUGGUCUGUUACAAAGAAAAUGCGAACUUAAUGAAAGCAUGACAAGGUGGGUAGUAUAUAGUACUUAAUAAAAUUAUAUGUACUUUAUUCCUUAUACAUUUUCUGUGAAAGUGUCUCUUAUAAUGGUAUUAUUUUUAUAGAAGCUACAUGUACAGUAAGGCCUUAGAAAAUAGUUUAUAUUUAUCAUCAUCAUCCUUAGGGUAGUAUAAAAUGAACUGAAAUUGAAUUAAAUUAAAUUAAAUUCAGAGUGAAAUUUUUUUACUUAGGUUGAUUUUCAGUUUCCUUUGUCUCCUAUUCAUGAAUUGGGGCUAGGUGACAAACAAAAUUGAGAAUCAAAUUCCAGGUGAAAAAAUUCAAUUUUUCUGAAUUAUUUUAAAUUUGACCUGUAACAUAUAUAUCAUUCUGUCUUGAUCUUGCCCAAUAAAGCUUGAAAUGAUAAUGACGAUGACAACGAUGACGACGAUAAUAAUAUUAAGAGUAGAAUAAGAAUAAGAAGAUGUCGUACAUGUACAUGUUAACACUAAGGGUGCGUUUCUUAUCACCCUUAUUAUGGAAGGCAUGUCAGUUUGCAGUCCUAGUCCUCUAAGGUUGGCUUGGGGAUGCUCAAUACACAGCUGUAUAAUAGAGGACUACUAACGCCUCAAACAGAAAGUUCAAACUUGAUUUUGCCAAGGUGACCAUACACUGUAGGUACAUUCAGGGUACAUACAUGUACAAUAGCCUACUUAUGAAAAUGAUCUCUGGCCAUUUGGAUACCUUAACUGUAUUUUGCCAACAUGAAACGUUCUCUAUUUCAAUAGGAGAUCAAUUCAUCAGACAAGAUAUCAAAAAGAAGAUGGUGAAUUCUAUAACAGUCCUUCAGUCUUUGUGUUUGUUGCUCAUCUUGCAUUUAUGACACUGUUUGGGUUUACCUCAAUGCAUGUUCAGGUUAGUAUGGUAUUUCCCUUUGUUUAAGAAAAAUGUGAUUUAUAAGAUAUUUAUUACAGUGUGAAGAAAAAGUGCAUCAUCCUGCUUUUAAGUUACCGUAAAAUUCCAAAAAUAAGCCUGGGGCUUACAUUUUUCCAAUCGCCUUUUUGAGGAGCUUAUUUUUGGAGGAGCUGAUAUUCGGAGAGGCUUAUCUAUGGAGGGAAAUUUGGAUUUCAAAAUCGAUUGUGCAGCUUUAUAGUUGGAAAGAAAUUUAUGCUUUUUGCUUUGUUUUACUUUGUAUUUGAGGGCAAUUUCCAAGUACAAGCCCCCUCCCCCCGGGGGGGGGGGAGGUGGGGGGGCUUAUACUUAGAGGGGCAAUUUAACAGAGGGUUUUUUGCAUUACAAGUUUCAGGGCUUGUAUUUGGAGGGGCUUAUUUUUGGAAUUUUAUGGUAGUUUUUAUCAUCUAUUUUGUAUUUCUCAUGAUGAACUUAUUAUUUUUUAUGAUUUACCAUGGUAUUGUUUUUGUCAUUGACACAGGUCAUCACAAGAUUGAUUUUCUCAGCUUCUCCUCUCAUUUACUGGUACACUGCAUAUGUCAUCAUCAGUGAUUCUACUGAACCACCAUACAGACACUGCAGAAGCAAAUGGAAGUCUCAGUUAAUUCUUGUAUAUUUUCUCUUGUACUUCUUCAUUGGCACUGCUUUGCACUGCAAUUUUUACCCAUGGACGUGAUAGACUUGGAUUGUACAUGUAAUCUAUAGGUCAUUGUCAUGACCAUUUUCAUCUUGGAGCUCAAUUCCAUAAUAAUUGUAACAUAAACUCCUAUGAGGGUCAAUAAUAGGGUUCUUCAAUCCUGUUAUCCCAACCCAAAUUUUCACUCAUUAAUCCCAUAAUCUUGAUAGGCAUUUUCGACAUCCCGCAAUCCUGUUCAUGCUUUCAAUCCUAAAUUUACCCCCAUUAUUCUUUGAAAUGCAACGUACUGAACAAACCUACUAAAAAUCCAGGCUCUCACGUUAGGUUGCAUUACAACACUUUUUCCCUUGGAGGUACUCCUGGGAAUUCUUGUUGUGAGUGUGCCACCCCAUUCUUCCAAAUCCUGACCUUAUGUCACACCAAAAAAGGUAAUUUUCCACACCCAUUCUUAAACCUGGCCUCUAAAAUCCACACCCGUUUUCAGACCUGGCCUCUAAGAAAUUAUGUCUCCAUUACUAAAACAUACACUCCUGUAGUUCCCUUGAAUACCUUGCCUGAUGGGCAAAGUCUAUACCUGUUUUUAGACUGAAACGGUGCAAAAACCAUACCCUUUGGGUGGCACAUACCUAUAUGCCUUAUAUUGGGGAGCACCCCCCGAAAAUUCAGUAGGUCAAAGAAGAUUACGAUAUAGGAUAAUUGGUACGCAGAC